AUAAAUGGAUAAUGGAGUCAAAUGUUUGAGGAUAAGAUCAUGAGACCACCACACAAAGGGCAAGACUUUGAGAUAGGGAGAGAAAGAGAUCAAAAGAAUGAUGGGUGCCAUUCCCAGCAAUAAGCCAUUUGCAGCUAAAUCAGCUCACACAAUAUUCCCAAAGGCCACCAAAUCAACUCCUCCAUCAUCAUCAUCAUCUUCUUCUUCUUCAACUAAGAGAAAUGAUCUCCCUUUCCCCAUGAUGAAGAAAAGAGGCAAAAGAGCAGCUAGAGGUGUGAUAACAAUACCAACAUCAUCAGAUAGAAGAAGAUGGGAUGAGAGGGGGAAUUGUGAGUUCAACUUGUCCCUGCAAGAUCUCCACCUACAAGACCUAUCUGAGGACACAAAUAAUGCCCAACUUUCCAUCACUCUCUCCAUUCAAAAGCACAUAGGCUUUGGACUAUCUGUGGAGGGUAGAGUCAUAACAUCCAUAGCCAGAAAAUGCAGAAACUGUUCUAAACCCUACUGCAAAGAGAUUGAUGCAAACUUCAACGCAUGGGUUCUGCCAAGCCGGCAAAAGUCCUCUUCUCAUGAACUCCCCCUCAUAGGGUUGGAUGACCCCUCAGUUAUCUAUGUGAAACCGGGGAACGAAGCCAACCUUGAUUCUCUAGUACAAGAUACUCUUCGAGUUGCAACCUCAGUGAAUGAGACUUGUUCAGAAUCUUGUGAGAAAUCUGAACCGAAAAUGCAGCAAGCCCGGGGUAAACCGAAUGCUGCAUCUAUCGACAGGAGGUGGUCAAGACUGUUGGAGCUAAAACAAUCCGGUUUAUGAAACAUGUACAUUUAAUAGUUGAUAUGGCAUAUAUAAUUGUAUUAACAGCAAGGUUUUCAAUAGAGACAUGAUCCCAUUCAUUCAUUAUAACAAGGGACAUCUUGUCAUUAACAGUCCAUACUGUUAGAAAAUUCUUAAACCCACACUAAUUUAAAUACUUAUUAUAAACUGAACGUUAUUGUUUAUACGAGUAUAUGUGAUAUCAAUGCAAAUAAAGUACUAGUCGAUACAAAGAGCCAAUUCUUCUCUAGCUGCGGCUUCCACGUCUUCAUCAACGAGCUCCUGUGGCUGAGGCAUGAACCUACGUGCCCUUUCCCCAUGAUGAAGAAAAGAGGCAAACAUGUUCUAAACCAUACCAACAUGUUCUAAACCAGGCUUUGGACUAUCUGUGGAUGGUAGAGUCAUAACAUCCAUAGCCAGAAAAUGCAGAAACUGUUCUAACCCCUACUGCAAAGAGAUUGAUGCAAACUUUAAUGAUUGGGUUCUGCCAAGCAGGCAAAGUGUUGCAACUUCAGUAAAUGUACACAUAAGUA
This is a messenger RNA of Cuscuta campestris, 1344 nucleotides long. Lineage: Eukaryota; Viridiplantae; Streptophyta; Magnoliopsida; Solanales; Convolvulaceae. The record is from the annotation of a GenBank genome assembly.